AUGGAUAUCAUCACCAAUCAAUCAAGGGGUCUUCAUACAGCGUGGCUCUUAUCCACCCUAGGAUCAAAAACAUCAUCAAGAAAUAAGAUUAUCAGAAAAGAUGACUUGUUAAACAUUCUGAUUCCAGAAUUGUGCAAAGAGUUGAUCAACUGCCAUCGGGAUAGUAUUGCUGGUGUCAAUAUCCGAUUCUCAUCAAAUGUAUUACAUGGUAUAUCAAUCUUGUAUGGAUCAAAAAUCACCCACGUGUUGAGUGAAGUGACCCAUGUACAAUUGAGAUUGCAAAAUGCUUAUUUUCAAUUAUCAACAAAGCGUUGUGAUCAGCUUAUGAAACAUGAUGGAGCUCGUGGUUUGAAACGAGCUGAUUUUUUAGAAAAUGAUUAUGCGUUUUAUGUUGAACAUGAUUUGAUGCAAUUGUGUGAUGUAUCGGGCUUGGAGAUCGAGGACAAUCCCGAUACGAAGCGACGUAAAUUGGAAAUUGCCGAGUUGGAUUUACGUGAAUUCACCAUUUUUGAUAACACUGGUGAAGUAACUUCAACUAGUGGUGGUGCUGGAUUGGGUCCAUUUGGUGUGGCUAUUGAUGACCACAUGGAAAUGGAUUUUAGUGAGGCCAGUCUUGCUUUACCGAACGCGCAUAGACGUCUUGUUGAUGAUGAACUUGUCAAUUUGCAAUUCAAUGAAGAUGGUGAGAUAUUGGAGAUUGGUCAGCCAGAGGUGACAACUGACCUCAGUUUACUGGUGGGUAAGGAAGUCGAGCUUUCUCGGAGACUUUUGGAGGAUGACUCUGUAGAAAGGGUAGCUUCUUAUGGAGGAUCGCAUUCUACAGAAGAAGAGAAUUUUGACGUUGCAGUUCAAGAUUUGGUUUUCCAAGCUGGAGCGAGUCCAGAAAGACAGCACCCCAAUCUCCAGGCAACAGGAAGUACAUCGUUUCGUAUCCCAAAGCGUAAAAUAGUGAUUGAUGAAAACACAAGCUUGACUAGAGAAUCAAUAAUCAACCACUAUGACAGUUACGCUACUAUAAUGAAAUACAAGUCUUCGUUUGUCCCGCAACGACGCCAAGUUCAACAAGUGUAUCAAGAGCUUAACAUGACAAAUUUUAGACCUUGGGCUAACGGAAACAAUGGCAUUCGCAAUUCCAACUCAUCUAGUAUUGAGGAAAGUAUCAAUCGAACAAUGGGUAUAUUCCAUCGGACGGAGAUUAUGGCCAAUGAAGCAUCAGAACAAGCAAGAAAUUCACAGUUGGCAAUGGAAGUUGAAAGGUCAAGAAUCUUGCAAAGUUAUGACGAUGAUGAAUUGAGUGGGAAUUUAGAAGAAAUUGGGCAUCGAAAUUCAGAUGGUGUCGAGACACAUUUUGAUGCCACUGUCUUGGAUUUGGAUUUCAAUUUUGAUGAUGAAAGUCGUCUUGAAGAGCGUGAACAAGAAGGUGAUGGAGCUCUUGUGGAAUCGAGUAGUUUCAGUUUAUCUAGCGAUGACAAAAAUUUGCAACCAAAUUUAACACCUAGAUUGAAAAAGCUUAUAAAAUAUUUCGUACAAAGGCUGGUGGAUUUGGGUAAAUCCAAUAAUUCACAGGGGAAGGAGUGUGUAUUAACUUUUACCGAGUUGGUGCCAGUGAGAGACGAGAAUGAAAUUAAUACGAAAAAGAUUGCUGCUGGUGUAUUUUCGAGUAUCUUGUUUCUUGCCAAUAAGAAUAUUGUCUCGAUUAGUGUGGAGCCACACAAGCGUACAGAGAUUAAUUUGGUCAGAUCGGAUGAUAUCAAGUUGACUUUGCACGCGCAAAUUGCUCCCUAG
Messenger RNA from Lodderomyces parapsilosis, 1785 nucleotides. RefSeq lists its product as uncharacterized. Lineage: Eukaryota; Fungi; Ascomycota; Pichiomycetes; Serinales; Debaryomycetaceae. The transcript has a single exon. Gene Ontology annotation, molecular function: protein binding. The record is from RefSeq and is a predicted model, not a curated record. Bases 1 to 1785 code for a protein of 594 amino acids.